AUGUGUCCACCGUCCACUAACACGGGUCCUUCAGCCGAGCAGCCUGAUGAAACCAUUCUCGCACAACUCGACUCUCUCGUCCCAGACACACCUCUGAGUAAAGCCAUUCUGCGUCAUGUCGUCUCCGCUCUCCCCCUGUCCAUAGUCCACCAUAGCUUGCGGGUAUAUCUAUUCGCCAACUGGCUGGCCCACAAAGAAGCCUCCCCGUUGGCCGACGGCCAUCUCCUGUUCGCAGCAUGCGUCGGCCAUGAUCUGGGUGCAUCACAUCUCCAUAAUGCCACUUCCGAGAGAUUCGAGGUCGAAGGUGCUGACACUACCGUCGCCCUGUUGCGGGAGCACCACCGCGACCUCACCGAAACAGAUGCCCAUGACGUGUGGGUCGCCAUAGCCUUGCACACCUCACCCCAUAUUGCUGAGAGAAUCACCCCAUUGGCCCGCCUGGUCAGACUCGCUGUCUUGAUCGACUUCCGUCCCCUCUCCCGCCAGUCACACCACGCCGUCGAUUAUGGUAGAGAAAUCGAGAUCAAAUUGCCCCGUCUGGAUAUCGAGAAGAUUUUGGCGGAUGCCGUGGUACACCAAGCGGUGCAGAAUCCCCUGAAAGCACCGCCCGCCUCGUGGCCCAACGCCCUCUACAAAUCACAUCUCGAAAACCCAGAUUGGACCGGUGUCAACAAGGGCUUUUAG
Messenger RNA from Exophiala bonariae, 684 nucleotides. RefSeq lists its product as uncharacterized. Lineage: Eukaryota; Fungi; Ascomycota; Eurotiomycetes; Chaetothyriales; Herpotrichiellaceae. The record is from RefSeq and is a predicted model, not a curated record. The transcript has a single exon. The coding region runs from base 1 to 684 and encodes 227 amino acids.